Molecule: messenger RNA, 555 nt
Organism: Staurois parvus
Lineage: Eukaryota; Metazoa; Chordata; Amphibia; Anura; Ranidae
Source: the annotation of a GenBank genome assembly
CGCCAGUCGACUCGAUGCCUGCAGUCUUGCCAGACGACUCGGUGCCCGCAGUCUAGCCAGACGACUCGGUGCCCGCAGUCUUGCCAGAUGACUCGGUGCCCGCAGUCUUGCCAGCGACUCGGUGCCCGCAGUCUUGCCAGACGAACUCGGUGCCUGCAGUCUUGCCAGACGACUCGGUGCCCACUGUCGUGCCUGGUGACUCGGUGCCCCCGCGUCGUCUGGGGGCCCAAGACCUGUCGCUCCGCCUGGGGGUCCGGCGCCCGCCGCUCCGCCUGGAGGGCCCGAGACCUGUCGCUCCACUUGGGGGUCCGGCGCCCGCCGCUCCGCCUGGGGGCCCGAGACCUGUCACUCCAUCUGGGGCCCGAUGUGCCUCUGCCCGGAGUCCAGCCCGAUGUGCCUCUGCCCGAGUCCUGCCCGAUGUGCCUUUGCCCGAUGUGCCUUUGCCCGGUGUGCCCCUGCCCGGUGUGCCUCUGCCCGGUGUGCCCCUGCCCGGUGUGCCGCUGCCCGGAGUCCUGCCCGGUGUGCCGCUGCCCGGAGUCCUGCCCGGUGUGCCCC